Molecule: messenger RNA, 1644 nt
Organism: Magnusiomyces paraingens
Lineage: Eukaryota; Fungi; Ascomycota; Dipodascomycetes; Dipodascales; Dipodascaceae
Exons: 1
Coding region: 1-1644 (547 amino acids)
Cellular component (GO): fungal-type vacuole membrane
Source: RefSeq, a predicted model, not a curated record
AUGAUUGACCGCAACUCUGUCCCAAAGGCUAAGCGUAUUGCCCAAGUCGCCUGCUCCAUCCUCUGGUGUCUUUUCGUAGCCGGCACCUCGUUUGGCUUUGCGGCUCUUAAGCCUGUGCUGGUGUCCGAAGGCGUGUAUCGUGAACGCUGCACCCCAGACGAAGUUGAACACAAUGUUCACAUUUGCCGCAAUCAGGAACUGGCCCUGAACAUGAUGUUCACCAUUGCUGCCGUCGUUACAAACAUCUCGGCCCUCGUGGUUGGCUCCGCUCUCGACAUUUACGGACCCCGCUUCUGCGGUGUUCUCGGAUCCUUCCUCGUUGCUGCAGCGUGUCUGGUGCUUCGUGGAGCUGCCUCCAACACCCUCUUUGACGGUUAUGUUAUUGGCUACGCUAUGUUGGCUCUUGCCGGUCCCUUCACCUUCAUCUCAUCCUUCCAUCUGUCAAAUGCUUUCCCCCAGUCCUCUGGUCUCAUUUUGGCCCUCCUCACUGGUGCCUUUGACUCCUCAUCCGCUGUCUUCCUCUUUUACCGUCUGGCUUACCAGUCCUCUGGUGGUACCUUCUCUCUUUACAAGUUUUUCACACUUUUCUUAGCUGUUCCUAUCUUCAUCUUUGUCAUUCAGGUAACUAUCAUGCCCAAGGAGUCUUAUGCUUCACCCUCUAGUCCUACCCCAGAGAAGAUUCGUCGCAUGUCUUAUGCCGCUCUUCCAGACUCUGUCAUCCAGACUGAAUCUUACCGCUCUCGUCACGCCUCCUUUGUCGACAGCACUGGUGCUGCUGGCCCCUCUUUCCUUGGCGACUCCGCCAUUGAUGAUGUCGAAGAGCAAGAACCCACUGAACACAGUCCCCUUGUUCGUACCAACACUAACCUGUUGGUCCAUUCCGAAACCAUUGAGGAAGCCACCAUUGCAUCCAAGAUUGAUAACAACGAAGUUUCCCAUGAUAAGCCUGGUUCUAUUGGAAAGCAUGCUGGUGUUUGGGGUGUUCUUCACGGCCAAUCUGCUGCCUCCCAGCUCAAAACUCCUUGGUUCUGGUUCAUGGCUCUCUUCACCACUAUCCAAAUGCUUCGUAUCAACUACUUUGUUGCUUCCGUUCUUUCCCAGUACACUUACCUCCUUGGUGGCUACGAAAAGGCUGUCCAACUUAACAAGUUCUUUGACGUUGCUUUGCCUCUCGGUGGUCUUAUCUCCAUCCCCUUCAUUGGCCUUGCUCUCGACAAUCUUUCCACCUUUGGCGUUCUUUCCGUUCUCCUUGGUGUCUCCACCACCUUUGGUGUUCUCGGCAUGAUCCCUAACUCGUUCCUUGCCGGUGCUCUUAACAUUUCUCUUCUCGUCGUUUACAGACCCUUUUACUAUACCUCCGUCUCAGACUAUGCUGCUAAGGUCUUUGGCUUUGAAACCUUUGGUCGUAUCUACGGUGUUAUUAUUUGCAUUGCCGGCGUCCUCAACGUCCUCCAGGCCCAGCUUGAUGCAACCACCCACAACGUCUUUGCUGGUAACCCAACUCCAGUAAACAUCAUGCUUGUCUCCAUUACCAUCGUUAUUGGUAUUUCCUUCCUUACCUACGUCAAGGUCCAGGUCAAGAGAAUUCAACGCAAGAGUCUUGAACAAGAAGCUCAAGUUGCUCCUGUCUUGAAUACUCCUUAA